GGUAGGAUGGUACAAUUCUGUGGUAUCUAAAGAAUUCCUAGCCUCACAGUUGGGGGUGAGGCAUGGGAGUGGGAGAGUUUGCCUGACGUCUGGGUAGGGUCCUAGUUCUUUUUAGACACUUGAGUAAUUUAACCAUAAAUAACUGGGCACUGGGAACAGGACACUCACUAAUAAAAGCAUAGCCUGGAGUCAUGUUCAGGAAAAAAAAAAAAUUCAAGUCACUCAGUGGGUGGAUGUAUCCGCAAAACAAAAGAAAAGCCCCUUUCCCAGCCCAGGCAGAGAAGUCUCCUGUACAGUUAAGAGACAACAGGCUUCUGGGCACGUAGCCAAGGUUCUGGGGAUAUUUAUAACUUGAAGAGGGUGGGAGUCCCUAAUAAGCUGCUAUAUUCUUUUUCCAUCACUUCCCUCUCCAAGGCUACAGCGAGCUCAGAGCUCUUCCCCACGCAGAAUGCCUGCUUUCCCUACUCCUGGGCUUCCAUUGUCUAAUUUUCUCCUCCUGGCUGGGGAAAGGGAAGGCUGCAAGCCCUUCCGUUCGGAGGAACUCCAGUUGAAUACAGUUUAGCUGCUAGUGGUGUUUCUUGGCUAGCUCCUGUGGUCUUAGGGAUCUGCCCAUGAGCCUGCGGUUUCUCUGAGCUGCCUGCGAGUCUGAGGUCUCGGGAAUCUGAGUCUUGGGGAUCCGCCUACGAUCUCUGGGCUUUACCUGCAAGUCUACGGAUUCGAGAUCUACCUGGAGGUCUGAGAUAUCCGGGAUCUGCCAGUGAUCUCUAGAACCUUUCCGAACGCCUAAAGUCUCAGAGAACUCUGCCUGCGGAUUUGGAAUCUGUUUGAGGCCUCUCGGAUCUUGGAGCUGGCGAUCUAGUGGAUUUUUUGCGGGACAGGAGCGCUGUCUGCUAGCUGCUUUUCCUGCUCUCUCUUCUGGGAGGUGAAACCUUGAGCCCGCGAUGGCAGCCACCCUGCUCAUGGCUGGGUCCCAGGCACCUGUGACAUUCGAAGAUAUGGCCAUGUACCUCACCCGGGAAGAAUGGAGACCUCUGGACCCUACACAAAGGGACCUUUACAGGGAUGUUAUGCAGGAGAAUUAUGGAAAUGUUGUCUCGUUAGAUUUUGAGAUCAGGAGUGAGAAUGAGGUGAAUCCAAAACAAGAGAUGAGUGAAGAUGUAGAAUUUGGGACCGUGUCUGAAAGACCUGUUGGGAAUACUGAGAAAAAUCCUGAAAGUGAAGAGGCCUUUGAAAGCAGGGAAAGAUCAGAAAGACAAUGGGGAGAUUUAACAGCAGAAGAGUGGGUAAGCUAUCCUCUCCAACAAGUCACUGAUCUUCUUGUCCACAAAGAAGUCCACACAGGCAUCCGCUAUCAUAUAUGUUCUCAUUGUGGAAAGGCCUUCAGUCAGAUCUCAGACCUUAAUCGACAUCAGAAAACCCACACUGGAGACAGACCCUAUAAGUGUUAUGAAUGUGGAAAGGGCUUCAGUCGGAGCUCACACCUUAUUCAGCAUCAAAGAACACACACUGGGGAGAGGCCCUAUGACUGUAAUGAGUGUGGGAAAAGUUUUGGAAGAAGCUCUCACCUCAUUCAGCAUCAGACAAUCCACACUGGAGAAAAGCCCCACAAAUGUAACGAGUGCGGGAAAAGUUUCUGCCGGCUCUCUCACCUAAUCCAGCACCAAAGGACCCACAGUGGGGAGAAACCCUAUGAGUGUGAGGAAUGUGGGAAAAGCUUCAGCCGGAGCUCUCACCUAGCUCAGCACCAGAGGACCCACACAGGCGAGAAGCCUUAUGAGUGUAACGAAUGUGGACGAGGCUUCAGUGAGAGAUCUGACCUCAUCAAACACUAUCGAGUCCACACAGGGGAGAGGCCCUACAAGUGUGACGAGUGUGGGAAGAAUUUCAGUCAGAACUCUGACCUCGUGCGCCAUCGCAGAGCCCACACGGGAGAAAAGCCGUACCACUGUAAUGAAUGUGGGGAGAAUUUCAGCCGCAUCUCACACUUGGUUCAGCACCAGAGAACCCACACGGGGGAAAAGCCGUAUGAAUGUAACGCUUGUGGGAAAAGCUUCAGCCGAAGCUCUCAUCUCAUCACACACCAGAAAAUUCACACUGGAGAGAAGCCCUACGAGUGCAAUGAGUGUUGGCGAAGCUUUGGUGAAAGGUCAGAUCUAAUUAAACACCAGAGAACCCACACGGGAGAGAAGCCCUAUGAGUGCGUGCAGUGUGGAAAAGGUUUCACCCAGAGCUCCAACCUCAUCACUCAUCAAAGAGUUCAUACGGGGGAGAAGCCUUAUGAAUGUACAGAAUGUGAGAAGAGUUUCAGCCGGAGCUCAGCUCUUAUUAAACAUAAGAGAGUUCACACCGACUAAGUCCUGUAAUUAUGAUGACUCGGAAAUGAUUCAUUUGAAGGUACAAUUUUAUUUGAUAUCAAAGAGCUCUCUCAGGACUGAGCUGCUUUUACCAUACUGAUUUUCCUUGUUGUGGGCCAAGGUUUAGAACAUCAAAGAAGACAGGCCACUUGAAAUGCUGACCCAUAGCUUUUGGAAUGUUAUCCCCUCCUCCCAAACAGUGAUUUUUAUUCACUUGAACGACUUGAUCAAAAUCAGCCUCACAAGUAACUGGAAAUAUGAAGACCAGGGGAUAAAUGCUGGUAAAUGCUCGAGCCUGGUAAUGGAGUAAAUCUUUAAAAGUUAUUUCUCCCAUCCUUGGGUCAAAGAACUGUGCUAAGGGAAAUGUUGGACUGUGAUAGGGUGGUCACAGCUGCUUUGGAAAAAGACAGCCAGAGACUUUGCCUGAAUUGCCAUACCUGUUCACUCACCAUGGUAGUUGGGCACACAUAUCUUCCCCUUCAAAGGGCUUUUCCCUUGAGUUGCUCAUGCGUUUGUAUCUUUCUGUCUUCCUGAGAGCAGGAUUCUGCACAAUGAAGGCACUGAUCAUAACUUUUCUCCUCAUUGUUUCUAAUCAACUUUUUUAAAGCUUGCAUCUUUGUGAAAGCUAACUGAAGACACAGAUUGAGACGAAAAAUGAGAUACAGGUUUGGGGACCAAGGACUCAUCAGCGGUGGUGACUUCAGCAAGAAAUGUCUGCUGUUGUUAUUGCCAUUAAUCAUAAUUUAUUAAUUUUCUUUGGGGAUCACUGUAGGGAACAUUGUAGCGAAAAUAUCUUCAAGGACAGAUAGGACCGUAAGUGAUGAUGGAGUGUAAGUGGAACUGACCGCUUCAGGGAAGGACGCACAGAGCCCCUUCCCAAGGAACACAGGUCAUGUUUCUUUCAGAUCAAUUCUCCCUAUACUGCUAACUCUCGAAUUUGAUAAGGGCCACAUCCCAGCGUUAUCUUAGCUUGCAUAAGGGCAUCUGUUUGUACAGGAAAACAUGUAUUCCUGUGGUUUUUCCAAUAGCAGAAACUGAAUUCACACAGAAUUAGCAUGUUCUUGGGUGAUGUUGAUCAUGUGACAGAACUGCAGACAUAACUCCAAUGUGAGAAGUGUCCUUUGUUUUCUUUCUUUAUGGAAAAAACAUUUCAACACUGGUGCUCUAGUGUGCACUCUCCUGUAAGAUCUGUCUUUGUACAGAACUAAGCACUUGUCUAUAUGUGUCAGUCAAUUGUGGGAGAUCGUGACCGGACAAAUAGGUUGAUUGUCCUGUUCUCAGACUGAGUUAUCUUCUCUUUGGCCUAGUCACAAGGAAUUAAUAAACCUAGAUAGGAAUGUAUUUCCAUCCUUCCAGCUUGCAGAUAUGAGUGGUUAAAGUAAAGGUUGACCCAAUUUAAGCCCAGUAGUGUCAAUUUUCCUUAUCUCAGCCCAAAUAGGAAUUAAGAAAUAUCCCAAAUGUUGAUGCUUAUCCAAGCAUUUGGAGAAGGGAGUGGGAAAGUAUUGAUGCCCAGGAGAUGGGAUGGAGUGAGGAAUUUUUUUUUGGCGCAUGCAUGCCCCAAGUUAUUUCUACUGUGCUUUAUUGUGAGUGUUGUAACAUUUGAAAAAUUCUUUUGCCAUAGCUCUUUGGUACUUGGUGUUAAAGGAGCCAGUGGUCUCUCUUGGGUAGUGUACUAUAGUGAGUUAUUAUGGCCCACAGAUGUGUGGGACUGCAUCCCUUGCAAAUGGCACAACCUCGAAAGUAACAAAAUAAAAAACUACUCCACCAAGGAGAUUUCUUUAUGUUGCCACUCCUAUUUAACUACAAACUCGGGCAGGGGGCAUGUUUUUUGUUCUAUACAAAAUCUAGCCAACUGGGUAUUCAUAUUUUAAUUGUUGAAUGACUUACAUGUUCUUGAUGACUAAGCUCGAAUAUGUUUUUUCCUGUAUCAGUGUUGCUGAUGGUUUUAACGAAUAUCAGAGUUCUCCUGUUGUUUCUGUGAGCCGCUACGAGCAUCAGCUUUGGAGUGGCCAUAGAAGACAGCAUUUCCAUGAUCUAACUGUAUUUCACCCCCUUUUCCUUCCCUACUCUCCUGCCCCACCCCAGCCUGUUCGUGCUGCUGCUUUUGGCUUCUAAGUGCCCCAGCCAUCUCUCCCUAUAUGUACACUCCAGCUGAGAAGUUAAGAGGGCAAGGGCCAGACCAGCUCUGUUUCCUCUCUUUCUGCCAAUUGCUGCCCAUCUGCUGUGCUGAACUUUGUGUAGAAGUUGUGCAUCAGAUUCUCUCUGCUAAUGCGUUUUGCAUGCCUUCUGCUCCCAAGUCUCUAGCUGCUUCUGCACAUACCCUGAAUGCUUUGUGCCUGUUUUCUAUGGUUGUGGAGAGUGAGUGAACGAGUAAGUACGUAGAGCAGUUUUCCUUAUGGUAUUGGUCACAGUUAUCCUAGUGUCUAUCUACAUCUGUAUUAUUCUAAUAAUAUUCUAUAAUUAAAAGUAUAAUUUUUAAAAUCAAAAAACUGAGAAUUAUUUUAGUAAUCCAGCACUGAUUCAUAAAAUGUCUUUUCAUCAGAUUCAUUAAAAUUGGGCACAGUUGUCUUUACAUUGAUGCAUUUGUGUAGACGUUCUUGUGGAAAUUUGGAAGUACAGCCUCUUCACAUGUUGGUGAGCUCUGGAUGUUACCAUAUUUUGGGAAGAUGCAAAAGCCUGGACAGUUUCCUGUGAAGAUUAGGCUGGUGGCAAAGCAACGUGGAAAUAUUUGGUAUGGGUGAUUCAUUGGCUUUGGAGAAU
Molecule: messenger RNA, 5114 nt
Organism: Ceratotherium simum simum (southern white rhinoceros)
Lineage: Eukaryota; Metazoa; Chordata; Mammalia; Perissodactyla; Rhinocerotidae
Gene: ZNF436
Product: zinc finger protein 436
Biological process (GO): regulation of transcription by RNA polymerase II
Molecular function (GO): RNA polymerase II cis-regulatory region sequence-specific DNA binding; DNA-binding transcription factor activity, RNA polymerase II-specific
Source: RefSeq, a predicted model, not a curated record